Penicillium canariense is the source of this 675-nucleotide messenger RNA. RefSeq lists its product as uncharacterized. NCBI's taxonomy places the organism in Eukaryota, Fungi, Ascomycota, Eurotiomycetes, Eurotiales, Aspergillaceae. The coding region runs from base 1 to 675 and encodes 224 amino acids. The transcript has a single exon. The record is from RefSeq and is a predicted model, not a curated record.
AUGCCCUUCAACUACAAUGAAGCCGAUGUAAUCGAGAAGAACAUGCUCGAUGACGCCUUCCGGAUAUGGGGCCUCGUCAUCUACAGAUGCACCUAUAAGAGCGACUCUGACUGGGAGGAGUUCAUGCGUCGCUUACUCUAUCAUGUUAGAGAAACACUCUACUGUAACGAUGGCCUAGAUAUGCUUGAUUCAUUCGUGCCUACUGUUGUGGACGACAAGAGGCGGUUUGAUGGCGUGCCUGCAUCUAUAGUGCGUGAUUAUUUCAAACGGUGGGCGCGUACUGCGUGUGAAACCGAGCAGGGGGUUCCGUUUGCUCGUGCCCAGUCGGCGUAUACGGCACGGUAUAAAUCCUGUAUCAUGGUUGAUGAGGAGGCGUUACAGUCCGUUCUGGAUAUUCCACCUGAGAAGGUGGAUGGUCCUAGUAGCACUGGCUUUGUGAUUCUGGUUAAUGGCAUGUGGAAGCCGGAGUUCCUGAGUGAAGAGGAAUUAGAGGGUUAUAACAGUCCGCCGCCAGAGAAUAAUUUCGAGCCAGUGCAAGGGUGCACGCUGGAAGAUGUAGGCUGGAUGAAGGUGCCGUAUGAUCGGGCUCAGAUAAACACCUCGGCUUUUAUGCGCGAUAGUCCUGCCUGGAAUGCAGCGUAUAGGCGUCCUCCUGAGAUUCCUUUCUGCUUCUGA